Messenger RNA from Naegleria gruberi, 1605 nucleotides. RefSeq lists its product as uncharacterized. Bases 1 to 1605 code for a protein of 534 amino acids. Lineage: Eukaryota; Heterolobosea; Eutetramitea; Acrasida; Naegleriidae. The transcript has a single exon. The record is from RefSeq and is a predicted model, not a curated record.
AUGUCAAACAAUGAGGAAGGUGAAUCACAACAUUUACUUUCUAAUAAUGAUCGGAAUGAGAAUAAUCAAGACGAAAUACAAACAAAUCUUAAUUCACCCAAUAACGAUCUAAAUUUUUCACAAACUAAUUCUCAUAGUACUGAUAAUCAUGAAACUCCUGAUUCAGAAGAAACUCUUUUUAUUAAUUUAGGAAAUAAUUCAUUCAUUGAAAAAUAUCCAUCAAGAGUAAAAGAUGAAUAUAAAAAGAUUAUUUGCUGUCAAUUAAUUACUUUAAUUUCAAAUGAGAGAAAAUUAACUAAUUUCGUAUAUUUAUUAGCUUGUUUAUGGAUGUUUAUUUGUGUAUUAAUUGGUGGUUCAUUAUUUUCUGCUGCUCUGUCAACUGUCGAUGAAGCUGAUUGUGGAGCUGCUUCAAUUAUUUAUAAUGAAUGUGGAAAAUCAUUGAAUUGUACUGUUUAUGAUGGAAAAUCAUUGAAUUUGAGAGGAUCAAUAUUUCAAUCUAAUAUGUUUCUAACAGUUUCGAAUUUAAAUAGAAGUAUGAAUGAUAAUAUGAAACAUGUCAUUGAAUUGGCAUGUCCUGAAUUAUGUUACAAAACAGGAAUGUGGGAUUUUGAAAAUUGUGAAAAAUUUAACAUGAAACUUUCGAAUAUUUGUUUAAAUUACGAUUCAGAAUAUUGUCUAGUGAGUGAAUUGAUGGUUGAAGGAUUGACUUCACUAAUAGAAUUGAAGAGAUUUGAUUUGGGUGUUGUUUAUUCAUAUUUUAUUCAACCAUUUCUUCCACUCAUUCUAAUCAAUAUUUUACAAAAUGUUGCAGAUAUUGCUUUAGAUUUAAUUAGAAAUACGAAAUCACUUGGAAGAAUGUUAACUAUUUCAGUAUUAACACUUUUAUCACAUUUACUUUAUUUAAUUCCAAUUAUUGUAAAGUAUGAAAAGACAUUUGGAAAGUGGAAUAUUUUCAAUUUCUUUCAACCAUUGAUUUCUUCAUUACUUUUACUUUCUUUAUUGGAAUUUAUAAUGCCAUUCUAUAGAGCUCUGUAUUCGAAUGUUCCUAAAAUUACUCUUGGUGAAAAAUUACUUUUAUGGAUUAAGGAAAAAAAGAAUGGAAAGAAGAAAUCGAAUCAAGAGAUGAUUACUUUCAAAGAGACAAUCUCUGUAAAACUGAGAAAGCACUUACACACCAUCAAGCAAACUUUAUUUAAUUCUAAACUUGACAUGAGUUAUACUCCUCAAAACAAUUCGAAUCAAGAACAGGUGAAUAAUGAAGAGACAGGUGACAACAAUUUAGUUAAUCAAGAACAUGUUUAUAGAUUGAAUGCCAUAUUUCUACUCAUUGGUUAUUUAAUAUUACUUGCUAUAUUUGAAGGAUUGUGUGGAAUUGUCAUGGCAUUCAAAAUAAUUUCCAUUUCAAGAGGUUAUUUUAUUUGCAUUACAAUUGCUUACUUGAUCACUUCAUUUGCAUUCAUUACAAUUUUAUGUAUGAUUAAGAAGGAAAAGAAAUGGUUGGGAUUCAUUAUUCAAAUCAUUAUCAUGUUUGUCUCGUUUUGUGUUAUUGUUGGAUCAUUCACCUAUGUUUGGAUUGUAUUCAAUUUUCAACCUUAUUCAUACUAA